AUGACGGUCCUCGGGCUCAACUCGGGCACGUCCAUGGAUGGCAUCGACUGCGCUCUGUGCCGGUUCAGACAGGCGUCCCCCAGCGAGCCCAUGCACUUCCAGCUGAUCAAGUACGACGAGAUCCCGCUUGAGCCCAAGAUCAAGAAGAGGGUCAUGGACAUGAUCCUCCACAACACCACAACGCCCGAGGAGCUGUCCGAAGUCAACGUCAUCCUGGGAGAGACGUUUGCCGAGGCAGUCAAGGCCUUUUCCGACAAGCACGGCAUCCCCCUGUCGUCCAUCGACGCCAUCGGCUCGCAUGGCCAGACCAUCUGGCUGGAGAGCAUGCCGCAGGGCGGCCGCAAGAAGUCGGCCCUGACCAUGGCCGAGGGCACCUUCAUCGCCUCCAUCACCGGCAUCACGACGGUGACGGACUUUCGCGUGUCGGACCAGGCGGCCGGCCGCCAGGGCGCGCCCCUGAUUGCCUUCUUCGACUCCCUGGUGCUGCACCACCCGACCAAGCUGCGGGCGUGCCAGAACAUUGGCGGCAUCGCCAACGUGUGCUUCAUCCCGCCCGACGUCGACGGGCGGCUCAACGACGAGUUCUUUGACUUUGACACGGGCCCGGGCAACGUCUUCAUCGACGCCGCGGUGCGCUACUUCACCAACGGCGAGCGCGAGUACGACAGGGACGGCGAGAUGGGCAAGGCCGGGCGGGUGAACCAGGCCAUGGUCGACGACUUCCUGCAGACGCACUUUUACUUUGCGCUCGAGCCGCCCAAGACGACGGGCCGCGAGGUGUUCCGCGACACCAUCGCGCACGAGCUCAUUGAGCGCGGCAUCGCCAGCGGCAUGUCGCCCAACGACGUCGUCGCCACCAUCACGCGCAUCACCGCACAGGCCAUUGUCGACCACUACAGGCGAUACAUGCCCACGCAGUACGGCCCGCUGGCCGAGGUGUACAUGUGCGGCGGCGGCGCCAAGAACCCAAACAUCCUCGACCACCUCAAGGCGUCCUUCCCGGACACCAAGUUCGUCAUGCUCGACGAGGCGGGCAUCCCGGCCGACGCCAAGGAGGCCAUCACCUUUGCCUGGCAGGGCAUGGAGGCCGUCGUCGGCCGGAGCAUCCCCGUGCCCUCCCGCGUCGAGACGAGGCGCGGCUACGUGCUGGGCAAGGUCAGCCCGGGGCUCAACUACAGGCGCGUCAUGAAGAAGGGCAUGGCCUUUGGGGGCGGCCUCGAGCAGCUCGAUCCCGUCAGGGAGCUGGUCAACUACGUGGACGGUAGCGUGUACAACAACAAGGUGUGA
Messenger RNA from Trichoderma reesei QM6a, 1287 nucleotides. RefSeq lists its product as uncharacterized. The coding region runs from base 1 to 1287 and encodes 428 amino acids. Gene Ontology annotation, biological process: peptidoglycan turnover; amino sugar metabolic process. The transcript has a single exon. Lineage: Eukaryota; Fungi; Ascomycota; Sordariomycetes; Hypocreales; Hypocreaceae. Gene Ontology annotation, molecular function: ATP binding; phosphotransferase activity, alcohol group as acceptor. The record is from RefSeq and is a predicted model, not a curated record.